Messenger RNA from Mesoplodon densirostris (Blainville's beaked whale), 390 nucleotides. It is a transcript of the gene LGALS2, whose product is annotated as galectin 2. The record is from RefSeq and is a predicted model, not a curated record. The coding region runs from base 16 to 390 and encodes 124 amino acids. The transcript has 3 exons. Gene Ontology annotation, molecular function: carbohydrate binding. Lineage: Eukaryota; Metazoa; Chordata; Mammalia; Artiodactyla; Ziphiidae.
GGGAAAUUUGAGAUUAUGAACAUGGACAUGAAGGUGGGGACAACCCUGAAGAUCAAGGGCAAGAUCGCAGACCAUGCUGAUGGCUUUGUGAUUAAUCUGGGCCAGGGGACAGAUAAACUGAACCUGCAUAUCAACCCACGUUUCGAUGAAUCCACCAUCGUCUGCAACUCACUGGAUGGCAACAGCUGGGGGCAGGAGCAACGGGACAGUCACAUGUGCUUCAGCCCAGGAUCAGAGGUCAAGCUCCUCGUGACCUUCGAGAACAACGAAUUCAAGGUGAAGCUGCCAGACGGGCACCAGUUGACCUUUCCCAACAGGCUGGGCCACAACCACUUGAGCUACCUGAGUGUGCAGGGUGGGUUCAACGUCUCCUCCUUCAAGCUAGACUGA